Molecule: messenger RNA, 2251 nt
Organism: Rhinolophus ferrumequinum (greater horseshoe bat)
Lineage: Eukaryota; Metazoa; Chordata; Mammalia; Chiroptera; Rhinolophidae
Product: ubiquitin-like protein 7
Exons: 11
Coding region: 18-1064 (348 amino acids)
Biological process (GO): ubiquitin-dependent protein catabolic process
Cellular component (GO): cytosol
Molecular function (GO): polyubiquitin modification-dependent protein binding
Source: RefSeq, a predicted model, not a curated record
UUCCUGUCCAUCAUUGGAUGAGGAGAAAGAGAGAGCGCGAAAGAGAGAGGAUGUCUCUCUCAGAUUGGCACCUGGCGGUGAAACUGGCGGACCAGCCACUUGCCCCAAAGUCUAUUCUUCGUUUGCCCGAGACAGAGCUGGGAGAGUCCUCGCUGGGGGGCUAUAGUAUUUCAUUUCUGAAGCAGCUCAUUGCUGGCCAACUCCAGGAAUCAGUUCCGGACCCGGAGCUGAUUGAUCUGAUCUACUGUGGCCGGAAGCUGAAAGAUGACCAGACCCUGGACUUCUAUGGCAUUCAGCCUGGAUCCACAGUCUAUGUUCUACGCAAGUCCUGGCCCGAGCCCGACCAGAAACCAGAACCUGUGGACAAAGUGGCCGCCCUGAGGGAGUUCCGGGUCCUGCACACUGCCCUGCACAGCAGCUCCUCCUACAGGGAGGCGGUCUUUAAGAUGCUCAGCAAUAAGGAAUCUUUGGAUCAGAUCAUUGUGGCCACCCCAGGCCUCAGCAGUGACCCCAUUGCUCUUGGGGUUCUCCAGGACAAGGACCUCUUCUCUGUCUUCGCUGAUCCCAACAUGCUUGAUACGUUGGUACCUGCUCACCCAGCCCUAGUCAAUGCCAUUGUCCUGGUUCUGCACUCGGUGGCAGGCAGCACUCCACUACCGGGGACUGAGUCCUCUUCCCGAAGCAUGCCCUCCAGCUCGUACCGGGACAUGCCAGGUGGCUUCCUGUUUGAGGGGCUCUCUGAUGAAGAGGAUGACUUUCACCCAAGCACCAGGUCCACGCCCUCUAGCAGCACACCCAGCUCCCGCCCAGCCUCCCUGGGGUACAGUGGAGCUGCCGGACCCAGGCCCAUCACCCAGAGCGAACUGGCCACCGCCCUGGCCCUGGCCAGCACUCCUGAGAGCAGCUCUCACACCCCCACCCCUGGCACCCAGGGCCAUUCGUCAGGGACCUCCCCAAUGUCCUCCGGCAUGCAGUCAGGGACUCCCAUCACCAAUGAUCUCUUCAGCCAAGCCCUGCAGCAUGCCCUACAGGCCUCUGGACAGCCCAGCCUGCAGGGAGCCUGAGGGCAGCGUCGUUUCUGGAACGCGUUCAGGGUCAGUAAGCCAGUGCGUGGUAGAGAUGGGGGUCAAGCCUUGUGGCUCUGUGUACCCCAUAUGGCCCCCAUGGACAGUGAGGGGGCGGGAGCAGGACCCGUGGACGGCUUGUCUUUUCUGCUCCUCUAUGUCCCCAGCUAGGAGCCUGCCUGUUCCCCCUGCUGUACAGGUCAGGAGCUUUCCCUCACUCCACCUGGCCUGUAAACUGAGUCCCAGUUGGUUCGUGUGGUUUUUCCAGCCCGCCCCAGCCUCACCCUUGCCGCUUGCCUCUGUGCAUUUGCCUCCUUCCCACUGCCUUCCCCUCCCACAGUGUGAACACAUGACUCCAUAAGUUGUGCACUUACCUCCUUCCUGAGAGAGAGGUAUUAAUGAAGCUUUGAAUGUACUAAGAGAAAAUGUGGGUUAAGUUCUUUAAACCCUGCCAGUUGAAAAGGCCUUUUAUAACUGAAAUUCAAAAUCCAGGAGCCAUUAUAUAACGAGCAAUGCAUUUUGAGUUCAUAAAAGUGAAAAUUUAUGCUUACCAAACCAAACAAAAAAAAUCAGGCAAAGUCUGCAUGCUAACAACAAACUGGGAAAAAAUCUGUAACAUAUCAGACCACGGGAAAAACGUCCCUAAUGUAGAGGUUUUAGUAACUUAGGACCAACAACUCCAUAGAAAUAUGAGCGCAGGCCAUGAACAGACUAUUCAUGGAAAGGAAGUACAGAUGGCCCCUAAGCCAUGUAAUUCCUCAGUCCCACUUCUCGGAAUUUAUCCUGGAGAUGUAUAUGUGUGAAGAAAGUGACAUUUGUACAGUCAGUUCCUGCAGCGUUGUUCCAACAGCAAAAGAUUGAAAAUAGCCCAAUUAUGGUACAUUUCAGGACUUCCCCUUGUUGGAAUAUUACAUGGUUAUUAAAAAUGUCUUUAUGUCCUGGCAUAGAUAGAUCUCCAGGAUGCACUGAGCAUGUUAAAAAAAGAAGAGAGGGGUGGAUAUAGACGGGAAUAAGGAAAAGGUAAAGAUAGGAGUACGUGUGUGUCUCGGAAUGAAGUCGGUUAUCUGGGGUGAGGAUGAGAGUGGAUGAAAGGAAGACUCUCCACUAUUUGUUAUGCUAAAAAACAAAACUAACAUUAAAAUUUAUCCCUCUCGCCCCUUUUGUGUGUGUAUGUCUGUACAUAUAGC